Molecule: messenger RNA, 1098 nt
Organism: Colletotrichum siamense
Lineage: Eukaryota; Fungi; Ascomycota; Sordariomycetes; Glomerellales; Glomerellaceae
Gene: PRD1-0
Product: Saccharolysin
Exons: 1
Coding region: 1-1098 (365 amino acids)
Biological process (GO): proteolysis; peptide metabolic process
Cellular component (GO): mitochondrial intermembrane space
Molecular function (GO): metalloendopeptidase activity
Source: RefSeq, a predicted model, not a curated record
AUGAAGCAGGUCAUCAAAGAGCAAUCCGACACCUGGAAUCAUGUGGCCGCGACUAUUGACCCUGCAUCGGCAACCUUUGACACUGCCAUCCGGCCAUUGAUCAAUGUGGACAACGAGACGCAAGGUCGAAUCGCUGUCAUAGCAAUGCUGCGCUACGCCUCGCCGGACCAACUAGCCCGUGAGGCAUCAGACGCUGCCAUUGGACUGUUGCGACAGUGGGACUCCGAGAGAGUAGCAAGAAAGGACUUUUAUCAUCUGCUCAAGGCUGUUGAGGACAAAGCUGAGGAGGUCCACUUCGAAGAUGCCAAGUUUCUCAAGAGCAACAUCCAGCAGUUCACAAGAGGUGGUCAUGGGCGUCUUGACCAGGAUCAGGUGGCCGUUUACUUGAAUAGGAGAAACCAAAUCGAUGAGCUGAGACAGCAGUACAACCGCAACUAUCGAAAUGACGAUGGCGGCAUUUGGCUUUCCCUGGACGAACUUGAAGGGGUGCCUGCGGAGGACCUCGCUCGCUUCUUGAGUAGACAACAUUCCACGGAGGCCAGCACCAAGGAUAAGGCGUUUGUACGUUUUACGAGAGCAGACGUAAACGCCGUCUUGCAGUACGCUACAACACCGUCAAGCCGAAAAAGAGUCUACGUCGCCAAUGAAAGGAAGGUCCCGGAGAACGUCGACCUGUUCAAGCAGGUCAUCGAUUUGCGCGACGAGAAUGCGCGUUUAUUGGGAUAUGAAAGCCACGCGGCCUUUCGGUUGGAGGCUCGCGUUGCCAAGACCACAACGUGGGUGAACAGUUUCCUCGAUGAACUCGAAGAUGUCCUCUUGCGAAAAGGGCGAGAAGAGAUGAGGGCACUUUUGGAUAUUCGAAAGAAAGACUUCCCGCAAGACAACGACUCAAUGCCCCCCUGGGAUUAUGAUUACUAUAAUCGCCUGCUACAAGAGCAGAUCGAUGUCAAACAUGGCCAGAUCUCUAAGUACUUCCCACUAGACUACUCUGUCUCAGCAAUACUAGAUCUAUUCGCCUCUUGCCUGCAGCUGCAGUUUGUUCCCUUAACGGCCGAUCAGAAGCAGCAUACUGUCUGGCAUGACAAUAUCCAGGUAUAG